GGGUAUUGUUAUAACAUAAUUGAAUGGAUGGCUCAACAAUAUCAAUUAAGAAUCACUUUCGUGCCCGUCAAUCAAUCGGAGAUUAUAAAAUUCGGAAUAACCCAAGCCAUUAUCAAUCAACUGGUCAAGACAAAAGAAGUAGAUAUUAUCCCAAUGGUACUUAUCCCAACGGUAGAACGAGCCCGUCUAAUGGAUUUUACAAUCCCUCUGCUGAUUGGCAAUAGUCGUUUGAUGCUUCGAUAUCCUGAGGAAGCGAGUCGCCUAGCUGCCGCCAUACAACCCUUUACAUUGUUGACUUGGGCGAGUUUGUUGAUAACUUUUAUAGGUAUGAUUGGGACAUUGGUCGUCUUCAGCCUGUAUCAAAAUAGUCGCAAAUCCAGACCAGUACCAAUGUCUUUUUGGGAAAUAUUAGGACGGAAUACACUUAUUACCUUAGCGCUUCUAACUGGACAAGGAUACUACAUCCCGCAGAAUCUCCGACUCCACAUCCGAAUUCCCAUCGCCCUUUGGUGUUUGGUUGCGGUCGUCAUCUGCAACGCUUACAGCGGCACUUUGACCUCAUUCCUGACGGUUACCAAAAUGAAACCAAUCAUCAAUUCUCUAGAAGAGCUGGCGAGCAGCGACCACUACAAAUUGACAGCGGAAUACAACAGCGCCUUCAACGACAAAUUUCUGAAGGCUAAAUCUGGCUAUCUCAAAGUCCUUGGGGAUUCCCUACGCCAGAAUCCCCACCUUCUCUUCCGUGAUUACAGCGAAGCCAAUGAGAACGUGUUGAAUAAAAAUGCCGUCUACAUGAGAGGUAGCAUUGACAUUUUGAGCAGGAUCUAUGAUGACAUGAAGGCCAAUAACGGGAAAUGUCGGCUGACUGCUUCGAAACCCUUUGGCGAUGUCCAAUUCUUGUCUUUCGGACUGAAAAAAGGACAAAAUUACAAUUCUGCUUUCAGUAAAGGGUUGACGAGACUGCGCGAGAGCGGUCUGUUAACUUAUUGGUUCAGUCAAAUUACACCGAAUAUCGACAAGUGCCUGAUUACCAGUAACAAUGUGGCCAAGCUCAGCAGUUCCAAGAUAAGCAGGUUAAAUAUAGUUGAUGCAUCGAGCAUUUUCCUACUUUUGAUCGUGGGAAUAUUGUCCUCCUUGAUUGGUUUCCUUGGAGAGCUCACUAUCCGCUAUCUCAAGAGAUAAGUCCUUGGCUGGAAAUCAAAUCAAUAAUCAGUCCUUUUUACUUUCU
This is a messenger RNA of Daphnia pulicaria, 1228 nucleotides long. Its product is annotated as glutamate receptor ionotropic, delta-2-like. Gene Ontology annotation, cellular component: membrane. Gene Ontology annotation, molecular function: ligand-gated monoatomic ion channel activity. Lineage: Eukaryota; Metazoa; Arthropoda; Branchiopoda; Diplostraca; Daphniidae. The record is from RefSeq and is a predicted model, not a curated record. The transcript has 8 exons. Bases 28 to 1182 code for a protein of 384 amino acids.